This is a messenger RNA of Pelobates cultripes (western spadefoot toad), 209 nucleotides long. NCBI's taxonomy places the organism in Eukaryota, Metazoa, Chordata, Amphibia, Anura, Pelobatidae. The record is from the annotation of a GenBank genome assembly.
UCCCAUGUCCAUAGAGAUCGACUCACCAAACUCGCGACACGCGAAGAUGAGGUUAGGGAAAAACUUCACCAAGCACUGUCCUUAUACUUCACUGAUAAUACAUCAGAAGAACUUACAGAUACCACAAUCUGGGAGGCUCACAAAAGUGAACUCAGGGGCCAUGUCAUACGAAUCGCAACACGGAAGAAACGCGAGGCCCGGCAUAACAU